Messenger RNA from Argentina anserina (silverweed cinquefoil), 1840 nucleotides. RefSeq lists its product as uncharacterized. The transcript has 2 exons. The record is from RefSeq and is a predicted model, not a curated record. NCBI's taxonomy places the organism in Eukaryota, Viridiplantae, Streptophyta, Magnoliopsida, Rosales, Rosaceae. Bases 332 to 1129 code for a protein of 265 amino acids.
UCCUCUCCAACAGGCAGAAGGAUAUAAGCUUUCUGAGGUAAAAAUGCUUCUGUGUUUGUUUAUAUUCAUUGGCAAGCAAGAGGGUGGAUACGUUAUAUAACCUACUGCUACUCCGUUAGUUUAGGCUGAGAAAGAUCUAAACAGAUGGAAAGAGAUUGGGAGUGAGAAAUCGUUAUGAGAUAAAGCUUCUGCAAAUUCGAAGUGUUCUGAUUCACUGUAAGAAGGACGAAAUUGGAUGCCUGGAAAUCUGGUUAUUGCUCCCAUCCAGUUUCGAUAGGGUUCGUGUACGCUAAUUGAUCAAAAGUGAUGAACUGCCGUAUGCUUUGAAAAGAUGCAUGGAUUCUCUACUGUUGACGGCUUUGUGGAGAUAACUGAAGGCUUGGGAGAGAUGAUUACAUAUGUGGCAAACGAACCCUCAGUAGGGCUGUAUUAUGUUCAGCAGCAUACUCAAAAUGCAGUGCCCAAUCUUGUUGGUUUGAGAAAUAAUGUUGUGAACAAGUCGCGUGAAACAACUUUGCACACUGAAGAUUCUGAGGAUUCCAUUACCAUGGUACAAUCAAUGAAAGAAUGUGGAUUCCCUAUUGCUGAUGAGAUGAUUAGAGACAUAAAGAAAUCUCUUGUGCUUAUGUCUACAAAACAACCAAAAAGAGGGUUAAUUGAUAACCAGGGGUCAGCUUUUCAGCUGGGCAGAGCAAGUUCCUGGAAACCAGGUAGUUGGAGCCGGUCUCCAAGUGUUGCCGGGCAGCAUAGUGAGGGCAGUUAUUUUUCUACUGUACUAAAAUCUGCAAGACAAAAGGCCAGCAAUUUGAAGUGGCCGCAACUUGAUCCUAAAGAAUUAACAGAGGUCGCGUCCUACUCUAACCCACCAGUAUCUGUUGCUACUGCAAGCACUAGUUCGUCUCUACCAGAUACAGAAGCUACAGAAGCUGAUGAGCUGCCUUUGUCAAGUCAUAUUACAGAUGAACCACAAGAAGAACAAGUCGAAGAUAACUUAUCGACUCCCAAUUUGUCUUCAUUGUCAGAAAACUUCGAUGAAUUCAAGGCUGAGAAGGAAGUUAAACUACGAGAGUGGUUGGAAGGGACCGACAAUCUAGAUAAUUCCAGAGCAAGUGAUGCAGAAAGAUCUUAAGCCUGUAUAUACUGAUGUAUCUUGUGUUAGUAGAAUGUGUUUGAAUCAAUCAUACUAUAUAACACGAUUAUUUGAUAAUAAAAAGAAGUCUUCUCAAAUUCUUGUAUGGUUCAAAAAAACCCAAGGAUAGUUGGCUGAGAAGCACAUGACAGAACAAUCAGGUGCGCCAAUACCAUAAAUCAGGUUCAAAUCGAAACGUCGGUAUGAAGUUACAGAUCUUAAACAUGAAGUCGACGAACUUGCUUGACAUGACUGUAGUCGACGAACUAAGAUUCAGCGGAUUAAACUAUAAAGCAUAAAAAGGGCAGUCGAUGUCAUAGCUUGGUCUGGACUCUAUGAACUUCCUUGAUGUGACUGUGCCUGAAACCACCACCUCUCUGCCUUUUAAACGACUCCACUGUUGCUUUCGCCAUUUGAUCACUCAGUUCGUUCUUCUAAGAAUCUUGGCAGCAAGGGAGAGGUCGUGUUCGAUGUGCAAGUCGAGUCCCUUCACUCCCUUGAUGAAUUCAGCGUCCCAUGCUUCAAAGUAAAAGGCAUAAGGCGUACUUGAUGUUGUUCUUCAUAGUUCAUACUAUUGGAGCCGAAACGUCGGCAUAAUCCGGGUUGCUGGUUUACUGGCCAUCUUCAAAAGGGCCCUGGCAUCAGAGGCCUAAGGCUCCAUGCUUUUGUUUUUGAGGUCAUUAAACACCAGCAACAUGAAAAUGAGUGGAU